AUAACGCAAAAAUAAAGAUGUACCUAAUUGCAAAUAUUGCAGAAAUUAAGGAAAGAGAAAAUAUAUCAUCAGCUGUAACCCACUCUUUUGGGCCAUUGGCGGGGCAGUAGCAUUAGAAACUAGAAAGUACAGACCCUAGCAACAAACGCUGAGGAGAUAGAAUGGGAGCGUUUUGCGACGACGACAAUGCGUUCUCGUCAAAUUACAGUUCGGCGUACUCACAGGACCUGAGUUUAUCCAAGCACGUCCACGACAAUGUCCAUGGAAACAUUUAUCUUGACCCGAUAUUUUUGAAAUUCAUUGACACGGAGCAGUUUCAGAGGCUACGUGAUCUUAAGCAACUUGGAAUGGCACACAUGGUUUAUUCAGGAGCUGUACAUUCUAGAUUUGAACAUUCACUUGGAGUUUAUUGGCUUGCCGGUGAAGCAGUUCAUAGACUUAAGACACAACAAGGAUUGGAGCUUGGUAUUGAUCGCUUUGAUAUGCAAACAGUGAAACUUGCAGGGCUUUUGCAUGACAUAGGUCACGGGCCUUUCAGUCAUUUGUUUGAAAGUGAGUUUCUUCCCAAGGUUCUUAAGGAAUCAGAAUGGUCUCAUGAGAAUAUGUCUGUCGAGAUGGUGGAUCACAUUAUUGAUGAGCAUCAUAUCGACAUAGAUGUUGGGACCGUGAAAAGAGUCAAGGAAAUGAUACUUGCAAGUUCUAAAUAUGCCACAGCCAAAAGCUCAAGGGAAAAGCGGUUUCUAUAUGAUAUUGUGGCGAAUGGUCGAAAUGGCAUUGACGUCGACAAGUUUGAUUACAUCGCCCGUGACUGCCGAGCAUGUGGUUUAGGAUGCAACUUUCAGUUUCAAAGGUUGAUGGAGAGUAUGAGAGUUAUGGGAAAUGAAAUAUGUUAUCGAGCCAAAGAUUAUCUGACCGUCCACAAGUUGUUUGCCACAAGAGCUGAUUUGUAUAGAACUGUUUAUACUCAUGCAAAAGUAAAGGCUAUAGAGCUGAUGGUUGUAGAUGCUUUAGUGAGCGCAAAUAAUUAUCUACAAAUAGCAUCUCACAUACAUGAUCCUUCACAAUAUUGGAAGUUAGAUGACACUAUCAUCAAGACCAUUGAGACAGCUCCAGAUGAUGAACUAAAGGAAUCUAGGGAUUUGAUUCUUCGCAUUCGCCGCAGAGAUUUGUAUCAGUUUUGUAAUGAAUACGCUGUUCCAAAGGACAAAUUGGAGAAUUACAAGAAAGUCACUGCACAAGAUAUCGUGUGUUCACAGAGAAGUGGUGGAUCGACACUAAGAGAAGAAGAUGUUGUGGUUAGCAAUGUACGAAUUGAUCUAACUCAUGGGAAGCAUAAUCCUCUUGAAAGAGUCAACUUUUUCAAGGAUUUUGGCAGUGAGGAGAAGUUCCCUAUUCCUGAUGAUCGCGUCAGCCACUUGCUUCCAACAUCGUAUCAAGACGUGAUCGUUCGAGUCUACUCCAAAAAGCCUGAAUUGGUUGGAGUAAUUUCCGAGGCUUUUGAGAAUUUUCAGUUGAAGACUUACGGGAUCAAAGCACAAGUACAUGCGACACCAGACAAGAAAAAGCAACGGAUAUAAUACUCUUCCGAUUUCCCCGUUACCGAGUAGCAUCCCAAUAGCCAUGCAUAUAUACUUGUAUCUUAUGCACACACAUGCAAUUGCAUUUUUACCUGCAAACGUGCAAAGAGCUUGAUUUUGUGAGUGUGUAUGUGUUUGCGACUU
Messenger RNA from Erythranthe guttata (spotted monkey flower), 1721 nucleotides. RefSeq lists its product as uncharacterized. Gene Ontology annotation, biological process: dGTP catabolic process. The record is from RefSeq and is a predicted model, not a curated record. Gene Ontology annotation, molecular function: dGTPase activity. Gene Ontology annotation, cellular component: nucleus. NCBI's taxonomy places the organism in Eukaryota, Viridiplantae, Streptophyta, Magnoliopsida, Lamiales, Phrymaceae.